Aureobasidium uvarum is the source of this 2376-nucleotide messenger RNA. The record is from the annotation of a GenBank genome assembly. NCBI's taxonomy places the organism in Eukaryota, Fungi, Ascomycota, Dothideomycetes, Dothideales, Saccotheciaceae.
GAACUGCUGACCGACAUGAGUGACAACAACGCUCCCGACCUAUCCAUCGUGGGUGAUCGCCUAACAUUACACCCACCCGGUGUCAUCCAAGACCAGGAGACGCCUCUCCUGACUUCAUACGCUCGAUUUCGUUCAGCCCCUUUGAAUUUUCUGCGAGAAGUCAGCUUACAUCUCUCUGGCACUGGUUGGCGCUCAUACGAUGACUUCAUUGGCCGAAACAUCUUCUACAAUGGCUUCAGCGACCACAUCAAAGCCUUGGUCUUGAAGAAUCCACGAUUGCAAUCUAGAAUCUCUGAACUAGCUCACAAAAGACUCGAUGUCGAGAUUGCCGAAGGGACUCUUCCGAGCCACAAGGCUGAUGAGAGACGUAAAGAAAUGGAGGCUCAGCUGGUCCAGGUCGCCGAUUCUUGGACGGACCAGAUGAUCUGCAAGAUGGACAGUAGAAGAUUUAUCCGUGGUGCAUACUACUUUGCCACGCAGCUUCUCACGAGAGCCUACCAUCAAGGCAUUCACGUCUCUAGCGAUGAGGUCCUGCGCCUUCGAAAGGUUGCUCAAGAAGCAGAGAGAAAGAAGCAGUCCAUCAUCUUUCUACCAUGUCAUCGCUCACACGUCGACUAUGUCUCAUUACAACUCAUCUGCUAUCGUCUCGGUCUCGCCCUGCCUAUCGUGGUGGCUGGGGACAAUCUUAACUUCCCUGUGGUUGGACCAUUCUUACAGCAUGCUGGCGCAAUGUGGAUCCGUCGAAGUUUCGGUGAUGAUGCCCUAUACACAACUCUCGUUCAAGCAUAUCUAGACACCUUACUACAAGAAGGUCACAACUUUGAGUGCUUUGUUGAGGGCGGUCGUUCACGCACAGGAAAGCUCUUGCAGCCAAAGUUUGGCAUCUUGAGUUUCCUUCUCGAAAGUGUGCUAUCUGGUCAAGUCGAAGACGCCGUGAUUUGUCCUUCUCUAGGAAACUUCUUAUCAUCAUCAUCUGUCCUGUCCCUGAAACUUGGCCGUGUAGAUGUCCGGUUCCACGAGCCCUGGAGUCUACGUGACUUUAUUAACGAGCAGCAACUCCGAGUCACGACUUUACCACCUCGUAUCAAAUCGCCUGAGGAUAUUGCUCUCAAACGUCGCCUUCUGACCACCCUUGGCUACAAGGUACUCUCUGAUAUCAACGCCGUCUCUGUAGUCAUGCCUACCGCUCUGGUCGGAACCGUUCUUCUUACCCUUCGUGGACGUGGUGCCGGCAAAUCAGAACUCGUGCGUCGAGUUGACUGGCUUACAGAAAGAGUAAAGAAGCAAGGUGGACGCAUCGCACACUUUUCAGGUCUUCCGACUACCAUCGUUGUAGAGCGUGCUCUUGAUGUUCUUGGGCAAAACCUGGUUGGAGAAUACAAGAACUUACCUGAGAAGACUUACUACGCCGCAGAUCGAUUCCAACUCAGCUUCUACCGCAACAUGACUAUCCAUUUGUUUGUAUCAGAGGCACUGGUCAGUGCUGCACUAUACACAAAGGUCAAAAUGGGUGGUGGUCCAGAGAAUCAGAGUAUUUCAUACAAUGACCUGUAUGAUUUCGUCUUCUUCCUCUCACAAGUAGGUUUCUCCUUCUCCUAUGGUCGGUCUCCUACUAAUUCUGCAAGNCUCUUCCGUGGCGAAUUCAUCUUCCCGACGACACCUCUGGCAGAGAAUCUCACCAACACGUUGACCGGACUCGAAUCAGACAACAUCAUCUCAAUCAGCCGGUCCGAGAAUGACGGCAGCACAAUCGAAUCAAUCUCACUCGACGAGUCAGAGCGCCUCUCAGGUCGUGAGAAUUACGACUUUUACUGCUUCCUGAUCUGGCCAUUCAUCGAAGCCAGCUGGUUGGGUGCCAUAAGUCUUCUGAUGCUUACACCUCCUUCGCCCAAUGCUUCACAACAAACCUCGCUACCAUUGAACGCCGUCGUCACCCAAGCACAAAAGUUAGGCAAAACUCUGUAUGCCCAGGGCGACAUUUCGUACCUUGAAGCAGUCAAUCGUGAAACGCUGCGGAAUGCGUAUACAAGGUUCGCCGAAAGUGGAAUCAUCUCCAUCACAUCGCCAUCCAAGGACGGAAAGAUCCCUGCUGCCGUUCGUCUCACUGCUGAGUGGUUGCCUGAGAGGACAGAGGAUGGACAGAUCAAGGCUCAAGGCAAGCUUUGGGAGUUUUGUGAGAGCAUAAGCAAGGCAAGACGAGAAGGAAAGAACAGACGCGAUGGCAACACGGUUGUGAGAAGAAUCUUUGGACUGGUCGACUUGGUUGGUGCCGGCUUGUGGAAGGAUGUCGAACCCUCGACGGUAGCUGUGCCUGCCAAAGGAGGUGCAGAGUGGAGGGCCAAGAGAAGAGAGAUUCGAUCUUCGCCAAAGCUAUAA